Molecule: messenger RNA, 1611 nt
Organism: Cylicocyclus nassatus
Lineage: Eukaryota; Metazoa; Nematoda; Chromadorea; Rhabditida; Strongylidae
Source: the annotation of a GenBank genome assembly
AUGGAUGAACGUGUUCUACUGGCUGUCCCUCUUAAUCAUUCACUGGCUAUUAAAUACAAAGGAAAGAAGAAAAUUUCCUUUAGAGAGCUGCAUAAUAUGCCUGUAGUGACAUUGCAAAAGACAAGAAAGAUGCGGUAUAUUUUUGAUGAGCUGUGUGAACGUACUAGUACAGUGCCAGAAAUUGUCUUUGAAGCUAACAGUAUCGUACUUGCAGCGGAGUUAACUAUUAAUGAUGUUGGACCUACUUUAAUUACUGAUACCAUGCUGCAAGAGGAAGGCCGUGGUAUCGGCGAAGGUGUACAUGCUGGUGUAUAUCUUGAUUUCCGUCAGAUUAAGCCGGAGAUUAUAUUGGAGCGUCUGGGACAGGUUCGUGACCUGGCAUACCGCUUUGCUGGCGUAGAUAUUAUCAAGGAGCCAGUUCUGAUUUCUCCAACCUGUCAUUAUUCUAUGGGCGGUUUGGAAAUGGCAGACUUUAAGACUGGUGCAUCUCGCGUUGAGGGCGUAUUUGUGGCUGGUGAGUGCAGCAGUGUAUCUAUUCAUGGUGCAAACCGUCUUGGUGCAAAUUCCCUUUCUGAGGUUCUGGUAUUUGGUCAUGUAGCUGGUGAUGGUGCAGCUGGCGAAGCAUAUACUUCCAUGCAGAAGGUAUGUGAAAAGUUAGACAUAGAGUUAGAAGAAAUUCCUAAUUGGACCUGCUGUGGUGCUUCUCAUGCACAGGGCGUAAAUGAUUUUGCAGCAUUGGUUGUAAAUGCUAGAAAUAUUUCUAUCGCAGAAAACAUGGGGCUGCCUAUUAUGACAGUCUGCAACACCUGUACCCUGCAGCUGCGUAAUGCCAAAAAGCGUCUGGAUAGUGACCAGGCUUUAAAGGAUAAGGUAAAUGGCAUACUUAAGGACAGCGGUCAUCCAUACGAAUAUAAGGGGACAGCUGAAAUUACACAUUUCCUGUGGGUGUUGGACAAGAAUCCAGAGAUUUUGAAUGGAAAGGUAACAAAGCCUCUUACUGGUGUUAAGGUAGCCGCAUAUUAUGGCUGUCAUAUUCUCCGCCCUAAUGAUGUAAUGAAUUAUGAGGAUGGCAAGAAUACAUAUUCCUUUGAAAAGCUGGUAAAGGCUUUGGGCGCAGACCCAGUACCUUUUGAUGAAAGCCGUCUUUGCUGUGGCUUCCAUGCACUUUACCCAGCAGAAGAUGAUGUAAUGCGUGCAGUCGGCAAGAUUAUCACCAGUGCAGACAAGGCUCAGGCACAGGUAAUCGUUACUCCAUGUCCACUUUGUCAGAUGCAGUUUGACAUGUACGGUGAUGAAGGUGUCAGCACUGUAGGUACUGCCUCCGAAUUGCCAAUUCUUCACUUGCAGCAGUUAGUAGGUUUGGCGUUAGGCUUCACCAAGGAGGAGAUGGGCUUUGACAGACAUCUUUACGGAGGCGUAGUUAUGUUUGGUUUAGGUGUACCUGAGUUAGCUCUUAUUUUGCUUAUCGGUUUAGUUGUAUUUGGUGCAGGAAAAUUACCAGAGGUUGGGCGUGCCUUCGGUAAAAGUAUUCGUGAAUUUAAGGAAGCCACUACUGAGGACUCCAAGAUGAUUAAUGUUACCGAGAACGAUAAGGAAAGCAAGAAUGUCUGA